Messenger RNA from Athalia rosae (coleseed sawfly), 1451 nucleotides. RefSeq names its product twisted gastrulation protein homolog 1-B. The record is from RefSeq and is a predicted model, not a curated record. NCBI's taxonomy places the organism in Eukaryota, Metazoa, Arthropoda, Insecta, Hymenoptera, Athaliidae. Bases 210 to 1103 code for a protein of 297 amino acids. Gene Ontology annotation, biological process: regulation of BMP signaling pathway. The transcript has 4 exons.
CUCCGAUGAUACUGUAAAAAAUAUAACCGUCGUUCGCCGUUACUGGAAUAUUGGGGUCCCUGCUCCGAUGUAAUUUUUGAUAUCAAUUAAUCGUUCCAUAUUCGGUUAAUAAAUCUGUCGACAUUAAUCCAGACUUUUCUGGCUCACCCUUACCACAUCCCCACCCUCGUGUGACACCCCACUCCGCCCUUACAGCCCGACAUGCUGCAAUGACUUGUCAAGGUAUAAAUAAAGCACACACAAAGGAACGUAGACCCAAUCAAGUACAACUUGCCGAACUAUACGCAACAUCUGAAUUCCAUAUCAUCACGCGUGAUACUAUAGAGAUGGAGAUCGUAUCGUGGACGGUUAUUCUACAAUUGACGGUAUUUCUCUUACCGAAUAUUUCUCUGUUAUCAAACGGAUGUAAUCAGGCGAUAUGUGGCAGUAUCGUGAGCAAAUGUCUGCUGACCGAAAGUUGCAAAUGCGAUUUGAAGACCUGCAGUUGUUGCAAGGAGUGUUUUUUCUGUCUCAGUUAUUUGUACGACGAGUGCUGUUCGUGCCUAGAUUUGUGUCCGAAACCAAACGCUACCGCUAGAAAUCCUCUGAGUUCAAAAUCGCACGUCGAAGAUCUGAACGAACCGGUGCCGGGACUAUUUCAAGCACUUACCAUGGAUAGCGACCCUCAGGAGAGGUGGAAGAGCUUCACCUUCCCCGUUGACUUCGACGUGUCUUCGUACAAAGCGAAAAUCGACAUCAAAUAUCACCUGAAUUCCGCAGACGAACGGAACAGCGUUUCCGGACUCGCGCAAGCGAAUACGGUGACCUUGAAUUGCACGGUGGCAUUUAUAGCGCAGUGUAGCUCGUGGAACAAAUGUCAAGCAUCUUGUCAAAGUAUGGGAGCAACGAGUUACAGAUGGUUUCACGACGGAUGCUGCGAGUGCGUCGGUGACACCUGCAUAAAUUAUGGGAUAAACGAAUCACGGUGUAAACUUUGUCCGUUCAACAGUAAAGAUAACUUGGAUAAAGAGGAGGACGCUCUCGACGAGUACGACGACUACGGGCAGGAGGACGACGACGACGGGGACGCCGCCGACUUUGUGGAAGAUUAUAUUUUGGAUUAACCAGAUAUACACGAUCACCAUUUUUCAGAAACUACGCUAAUGACUUUGCCCCGGGGGUGCGAACAAAAAAAUAUCGUCGAAUAAAUUAUUCGGCCAACUGAUUUCUGACAAGCAAUUGUACUGAAUAUGAGACGAACGAGUGCGAAUGAAAAUGUCUUGCCCGAUUCGUUCAGGAUUGUAAAUAUGUGUAAUUAAGCGACAAUCGUGUAUCACGAGUAAAUCUGUACAUACAUUUUAAGCACACGUUAUUCGUGUUGAAAUUGUGAUAUUUAUCAUGUACGUUGUUUUUUCGUCUUAUGUAAUUUUCGAUAAAAAAAAUCUGUCAAAUUCUUGUCACGAUUGUGAAAA